This is a messenger RNA of Perkinsus marinus ATCC 50983, 288 nucleotides long. RefSeq lists its product as hypothetical. The transcript has 3 exons. Lineage: Eukaryota; Perkinsozoa; Perkinsida; Perkinsidae. Bases 1 to 288 code for a protein of 95 amino acids. The record is from RefSeq and is a predicted model, not a curated record.
AUGGUAGUAGUAUCCCUCGAAGACGUCGGGCAGAGGACUCUGCUGGAAUGCCGACAGAGUGGUGUGCUCUGUACUAAACGACUUUGUGAUUAUGUCCUGGCUACUGUGUGGAAGGAUGAUGAGGUAUGCUAUGCUGAUAAUGGGGUAGAGGAGGCAGAUGUGGGGACGGUGGUGGAAAGGGCAGUGGCACUGAUGGCCCGAGAUAGAAACCCCUCCCUCGAGACGAUGAGGCUCCAGGCAAACUUCCGUGACAUGUUCAAUCACAUCGAAAACGUUGCUGCGGCGUAA